Molecule: messenger RNA, 2301 nt
Organism: Penaeus indicus
Lineage: Eukaryota; Metazoa; Arthropoda; Malacostraca; Decapoda; Penaeidae
Product: basic proline-rich protein-like
Exons: 4
Source: RefSeq, a predicted model, not a curated record
AUGGCUAACAAGCUGGCAACUGUUGACAGCUUUCGAUAUCUGGGCUCACUCGUUUCACACAACCUUUCCGUAGAUGCAGAAAUCAACGCUUGUAUCGGAAAAGCAGCUGGCGUGAUGUCUUAUCUCACUAAGAAGGUAUGGGAAAACAAAAACCUAACUCUCGACACAAAGCAAAAGGUCUACCAAGCAUGCGUCCUCAGCUUCACUUGGAAAGACAAGAUCACUAAUCAUGAAGUCCUCAGCACCUCAGCAAAACAAAAUUUACUUCCAUUUUUGCCAUGCGUAGCCAGAGACAUUUUCACUUGCGAGGUCACAUUCGCCGCAUGGAAGUGGUCGCCUCCCAAAAGAUCUGCUGUAUGGACAGCUGGCACACGGCACACUACUCCUCCUCCUCCUCCUCCUCCUCCUCCUCUUCCUCUUCCUCCAUCACCUCCUCCUCCUCCUCUUCCUCUUCCUCCAUCACCUCCUCCUCCUCCUCUUCCUCUUCCUCCAUCACCUCCUCCUCCUCCUCCUCCUCCUCUUCCUCUUCCUCCAUCACCUCCUCCUCCUCCUCCUCUUCCUCUUCCUCCAUCACCUCCUCCUCCUCCUCCUCCUCCUCCUCCUCCUCCUCUUCCUCUUCCUCCAUCACCUCCUCCUCCUCCUCCUCCUCUUCCUCUUCCAGCACCUUCUUCUCCUCCUCCCCCUCCUCCUCCUCUUCCUCUUCCUCCAUCACCUCCUCCUCCUCCUCCUCCUCCUCCUCUUCCUCUUCCAGCACCUUCUUCUCCUCCUCCCCCUCCUCCUCCUCUUCCUCUUCCUCCAUCACCUCCUCCUCCUCCUCCUCCUCCUCUUCCUCUUCCUCCAUCACCUCCUCCUCCUCCUCUUCCUCUUCCUCCAUCACCUCCUCCUCCUCCUCCUCCUCCUCCUCUUCCUCUUCCUCCAUCACCUCCUCCUCCUCCUCCUCUUCCUCUUCCUCCAUCACCUCCUCCUCCUCCUCCUCCUCCUCCUCUUCCUCUUCCUCCAUCACCUCCUCCUCCUCCUCCUCUUCCUCUUCCAGCACCUUCUUCUCCUCCUCCCCCUCCUCCUCCUCUUCCUCUUCCUCCAUCACCUCCUCCUCCUCCUCCUCCUCCUCCUCCUCCUCCUCCUCCUCUUCCUCUUCCUCCAUCACCUCCUCCUCCUCCUCCUCUUCCUCUUCCAGCACCUUCUUCUCCUCCUCCCCCUCCUCCUCCUCUUCCUCUUCCAGCACCUUCUUCUCCUCCUCCCCCUCCUCCUCCUCUUCCUCUUCCAGCACCUUCUUCUCCUCCUCCCCCUCCUCCUCCUCUUCCUCUUCCUCCAUCACCUCCUCCUCCUCCUCUUCCUCUUCCAGCACCUUCUUCUCCUCCUCCCCCUCCUCCUCCUCUUCCUCUUCCUCCAUCACCUCCUCCUCCUCCUCUUCCUCUUCCUCCAUCACCUCCUCCUCCUCCUCUUCCUCUUCCUCCAUCACCUCCUCCUCCUCCUCCUCUUCCUCUUCCAGCACCUUCUUCUCCUCCUCCCCCUCCUCCUCCUCUUCCUCUUCCUCCAUCACCUCCUCCUCCUCCUCCUCCUCCUCUUCCUCUUCCUCCAUCACCUCCUCCUCCUCCUCUUCCUCUUCCUCCAUCACCUCCUCCUCCUCCUCCUCCUCCUCUUCCUCUUCCUCCAUCACCUCCUCCUCCUCCUCCUCCUCCUCUUCCUCUUCCUCCAUCACCUCCUCCUCCUCCUCCUCCUCUUCCUCUUCCAGCACCUUCUUCUCCUCCUCCCCCUCCUCCUCCUCUUCCUCUUCCAGCACCUUCUUCUCCUCCUCCCCCUCCUCCUCCUCUUCCUCUUCCAGCACCUUCUUCUCCUCCUCCCCCUCCUCCUCCUCUUCCUCUUCCUCCAUCACCUCCUCCUCCUCCUCCUCCUCCUCCUCUUCCUCUUCCUCCAUCACCUCCUCCUCCUCCUCCUCCUCCUCCUCCUCCUCCUCCUCCUCUUCCUCUUCCAGCACCUUCUUCUCCUCCUCCCCCUCCUCCUCCUCUUCCUCUUCCUCCAUCACCUCCUCCUCCUCCUCCUCUUCCUCUUCCAGCACCUUCUUCUCCUCCUCCCCCUCCUCCUCCUCUUCCUCUUCCUCCAUCACCUCCUCCUCCUCCUCCUCCUCCUCCUCCUCCUCCUCCUCCUCCUCCUCCUCCUCCUCCUCCUCCUCCUCCUCCUCCUCUUCCUCUUCCUCCAUCACCUCCUCCUCCUCCUCCACCUCCUCCUCCUCCUCCUCCUCCUCCUCCUCCUCCUCCUCCUCCUCCUCCUCCUCCUCCUCCUCCUCCUCCUCCUCCUCCUCCU